Molecule: messenger RNA, 1022 nt
Organism: Populus trichocarpa (black cottonwood)
Lineage: Eukaryota; Viridiplantae; Streptophyta; Magnoliopsida; Malpighiales; Salicaceae
Product: glycine-rich protein 2
Exons: 2
Coding region: 79-612 (177 amino acids)
Molecular function (GO): nucleic acid binding; zinc ion binding
Source: RefSeq, a predicted model, not a curated record
CUACACAACCAAAAACCACACACCCUUUCUUGUUUCUCUCUCUUUCAAGAUUAGGGUUUUCGUUUUCAAGAAAACACCAUGAGCGAUCAGAGGCAAACAGGGAAGGUUAAAUGGUUUAGUGACCAAAAGGGGUUCGGUUUCAUAACCCCUGAUGAUGGCGGUGAUGAUCUAUUUGUUCACCAAUCUUCCAUCAAAUCUGAAGGCUAUCGCAGCCUUGGAGACGGCGAAGAGGUUGAGUUUGAGAUUGAAAACUCAGACGAUGGCCGUACUAAGGCUGCUAAUGUCACUGCUCCUGGUGGGAACCCAGUUCAGGGCAUCCGAUCCAGUGGUGGAUAUGGUGGUGGUGGUUAUGGCGGCGGUCGGAGAGGAGGUGGUGGUGGAGGAUACGGAGGGAGUGGUGGUGGUGGUGGGUAUGGCGGAGGUGGCGGUGGAGGUUGUUAUAGUUGCGGGGAGUCGGGGCAUAUGGCCAGGGACUGUCCACAAGGUGGCGGUGGCGGUGGAGGUGGUGGAAGGUAUGGUGGUGGAAGCGGCGGUGGAGGAGGUGGAGGAGGGUGUUACAACUGUGGCGGUACUGGCCAUUUUGCCAGGGAGUGUCCUAAUAGUGGACGUUGAUUUUAGGGUAUGGAGUGGAAAUAGUAAUAAGGAGACUUGAUUUUUAUCAAGUCUUCGUCUUUACUGAUUUAUUUCCACCUCUUUUACCUUUGCUUUUGCAUUUAGUGGUGUUGUCUUUUAGGUGGUCUUUUCUCGGUGACUCAUUCUAGUGUUUGGGCUUAAUGGGUUCCUUGCUCUAUCCAAGUGUCUUGAUGUUGUUUUAAGGUUUUUAAUGGUGGUGAUUGUCUGUCUGUUUGGUUUCAAGUUGCUAGAAGGUUUCAAAUCGGUAUGAUGGUGAUAGGUCUUAAGUAGUAGGGGGCAGUAGAGAGGGAUUGGAUCUUGGUGAAGGAAACAAUUAUCUUGUUCUAAGCUGUAAUCUCUCGCUGUUUUUAUACACAAUAUAUAUGAAUAUACAUGCUGGUUUGAUUCAA